GCGUGGGUCGCUGGGCGACUUGGUCCCCGGGGCGAGCAGGAUGGGGCGCCCACUGGUUGCAGCUGGUGGAGCCUGGGCGCGCACCUGCGGGGCAGCGGAGAGGACUUGCCAUCGGGGGAACUUCUUUUCCAGGCCUCCGGUCUACUUUGGAAACGGAACUGCGACUUGAACCUAUUUGCUGUUUUUCAGGUACAUGUCUCUGAAGUAAGAUGACUCGUCAAAAUCUCUUUGUGAUUUUGUUACAUUGGGAAUUUCUUUGUGUGAUAACUGCGUUUAAUUCGACAUAUCCAAUUACUCCCUGGAGAUUCAAAUUGUCUUGUAUGCCAGCAAAUGCAACUGGUGAUGACUUCCUUUUGCCUGCCGGAACCUCAAAGAAUUCUUCACGUUUGGAUGGACAUUAUGAGGCAGUUGUUGAAGCUAAAUUUAAUUCAAGUGUUGCCUACAUUUCUAACUUAUCCCAAACAAAAUUCCACUGUUGUUUUUGGAAUGAACAAGAAAAGAACUGCUCUGUAUCUGAGGAUGGCACCGAUGGGAGAACAUUUGUUUCAGCAGUAAAUUCCUUAGUUUUUCAACAUCUAAGUGCAAACUGGAACAUACAGUGCUGGAUGAAAGGGGACUUGAAUCUAUUCAUCUGUUACAUGGAGCCAUUAUUAAAGAAUUCUUUCAAGAAUUAUGACCUUAAGGUCCAUCUUUUUUAUUUUCUGCCUGAAGUGACAGAAGAUUUGCCACUGGCCACCCAGAGAGGCAGUUUUCAGAUUGUCCAGUGCAACUGCAGUGCUCAAGAAUGUUGUGAAUGUCAUGUGCCUAUACCAACAGCCAAACUCAACUACACUCUUCUUAUGUAUUUGAAAAUUGCAUCUGGUGGAGUAACUUUUCAGUCACCCCUAAUGUCAGUUCAGCCCAUAAAUGUUGUGAAGCCUGAUCCACCAUUAGAUGUGCAUAUGGAAAUCACAGAUGAUGGAGAUUUAGAGGUUUCUUGGCACAGCCCAACAUCAGUACCGUUUCCACUUCAAUAUCAAGUGAAAUAUUCAGAAAAUUCUACGACAGUUACAAGGGAAGCUGAUGAGAUUGUCUCAACUACGUCCUUUCUAAUAUAUGGUGUGCUUCCUGGGUCCUUGUAUGAGGUUCAGGUGAGGGGCAAGAGACUGGAUGGCCCUGGAAUCUGGGGUGACUGGAGUACCCCUCGCAUCUUUAUCACGCAAGAUGUCAUAUACUUUCCCCCUAAAAUUCUGACAAGUGUUGGGUCUAACGUUUCUUUUCACUGCAUUUAUAAAAAUGAAAACAAGAUUGUUUCCUCAAAAAAUAUUGUUUGGUGGAUGAAUUUGGCUGAGAAAAUUCCUCAAAGCCAGUAUCAUGUUGUGAGUGACCAUGUUAGCAAAGUUACUUUUCCCAACUUGAAAGCAACCAAGCCUCGAGGGAAGUUUACCUACGAUGCAGUGUACUGCUGCAAUGAACAUGAAUGCCACCAUCGUUAUGCUGAAUUAUAUGUGAUUGAUGUCAAUAUCAAUAUAUCAUGUGAAACUGAUGGGUACUUAACUAAAAUGACUUGCAGAUGGCCAGCCAAUAUAGUCCAGUCACUUGUGGGAAGUACUCUGCACUUGAGGUAUCACAGGAGCAGUCUUUAUUGUUCUGAUAUUCCAUCUAUUCAUCCCAUAUCUGAACCCAAGGAUUGCCAUUUGCAGAGGGAUGGUUUUUAUGAAUGCAUUUUCCAGCCAAUCUUUCUAUUAUCUGGCUACACAAUGUGGAUUAGGAUCAAUCACUCUUUAGGUUCACUGGAUUCUACACCAACAUGUGUCCUUCCUGACUCUGUAGUGAAACCACUGCCUCCAUCUAGUGUAAAAGCAGAAAUUACUGUAAAUAUUGGCUUAUUGAAAGUCUCUUGGGAAAAGCCAGUCUUUCCAGAGAAUAAUCUUCAGUUUCAGAUUCGAUAUGGAUUAAGUGGAAAAGAAGUACAAUGGAAGGUACAUGAGGUAUAUGAUGCAAAAUCAAAAUCUGCCAGUCUUCCAGUGCCAGACCUAUGUGCAGUCUAUGCUGUUCAGGUGCGCUGUAAGAGGUUAGAUGGACUAGGAUAUUGGAGUAAUUGGAGCAGUCCAGCCUACACAGUUGUCAUGGAUGUCAAAGUUCCUAUCAAAGGACCUGAAUUUUGGAGAAUCAUUAAUGGAGAUACUACUAAAAACGAGAGAAAUGUCACCUUACUUUGGAAGCCCCUGAUGAAAAAUGACUCAUUGUGCAGUGUGAGGAGAUAUGUGGUAAAGCAUCAUAGUUCCCACAAUAGAACAUGGUCAGAAGAUGUGGGAAAUCACACCAAAUCCACUUUCUUGUGGACAGAGCAAGCACAUACUGUUACAGUUCUGGCCAUCAAUUCAAUUGGUGCUUCUUUUGAAAAUUUUAAUUUAACAUUGUCAUGGGCUAUGAGCAAAGUAAAUCUCAUGCAGUCGCUCAGUGUUUAUCCUUUAAACAGCAGUUGUGUGAUUCUUUCCUGGGUGCUAUCACCCAGUGAUUACCGUCUCAUGUACUUUAUCAUUGAAUGGAAAAAUCUCCAUGAAGAUGAUGAAAUUAAAUGGCUUAGAAUCCCUUCAAAUGUUAAGAAAUAUUAUAUCCAUGAUCAUUUUAUCCCUAUUGAGAAAUAUCAGUUCAGUCUUUACCCAGUAUUUAUGGAAGGAGUGGGAAAACCAAAGAUAACUACUAGUUUCACCCAAGAUGAUAUUGAAAAACACAAGAAUGAUGCAGGUCUAUAUGUAAUUGUGCCGAUAAUUAUUUCCUCUUCUGUCUUACUGCUUGGAACAUUGUUAAUAUCACACCAAAGAAUGAAGAAGCUGUUAUGGGAAGAUGUUCCAAACCCCAAGAAUUGUUCCUGGGCACAAGGACUCAAUUUUCAGAAGCCUGAAACCUUUGAGCAUCUUUUUACCAAGCAUGCAGAAUCAGUGACAUUUGGUCCUCUUCUUUUGGAGCCUGAAACCAUUUCAGAAGACAUCAGUGUUGAUACACCAUGGAAAAAUAAAGAUGAGAUGGUGCCAGCAACUAUGGUCUCACUGCUUUUGACAGCUGAAGAUCUUGAGCAGGAUUCUGCCUGUAUUAGUGACCAGGGCAACAGCCUUCACAUCUCUGAGGCUGGGAGCAUCCCGGCUGUCUGUGAGGACGAAAGCCAGAGACAACCCUCAGUUAAAUACGCCACACUGGUCAGUAAUUCCAAGUCAAGCGAAACGGAUGAAGAGCAGGGGCUCAUACAUAGUUCAGUCAGCAAGUGCUUCUCUAGCAAACGUUCUCCAUCAAAACAUUCUUUCUCUAAUAGCUCCUGGGAGAUAGAGACCCAGGCAUUUUUCAUAUUAUCAGAGCGGCAUCCCAAUAUGAUUUCACCACACCUUUCGUUCUCAGAAGGACUGGAUGAACUUUUGGAACUGGAGGGAAAGUUCCCUGAAGAAAAUAAUAGUGAAAAGUCUGUCUAUUAUUUAGGGGUCACCUCAAUCAAAAAAAGAGAAAGUGAUGAGUCAGGAGUAUUAUGCCCAUUUCCAGCACACUGUUUAGUCACCGACAUCAGAAUCCUCCAGGACACUUGUUCCCACUUUGUAGAGAACAACUUCAACUUAGGAACUUCUGGCAAGAAGACUUUUGUAUCUUACAUGCCCCAGUUUCAAACUUGUUCCACUCAGACACAUAAGAUUAUGGAAAACAAGAUGUGUGACCUAACUGUGUGAUUCCAUUCAAGAAACCUUCAGAAUUGUAUUAUAGUGGAUCACGUGGCCUAUAAUAUAUCGCUUUACUGUUGUAAAUGGGGGAACACCAGAGAAAAUCAUUAGAGUCAAAUAUGAAAAUGAUUCCAAAAUUAAUGAUAUCUGUUUUUCCUCUCUAAUAUAGACCCCCAAAAGGUGAGAAAACCCUCAUGAGCCUAGCCAUGCAAAUAGACACUACAAAUAAUUCUAUUCACAGGCCACCGUGGGAAGGUCUCUUGUUGUUAGCUAUGAACAAGCCCAGCAGGUACCAUCUUUUGUGAAUAUUAGACCUGUGUAGAAAGAAAAACAGUGUUCUGUAUCACACCACCAUCUGAAGGAAGGCUUUUCACCAAUAUUUGUAAGAUACAGAUGUUGUUUCAAGGGUGUGUUUGCUUUACUUUCAGUUGCUUUUGUUUUGCACUAAUUCCCUUACACACACACACACACACACACAUACAUUUAUACUUAAUAGUUAUGGAUUUUGAAAGUAUGUGAUGUGUUUGUAUUUUGUGCUACCAAAGUGUGUGAUUUAAAGUAGGCAUAUCAUUAAAUGUUGAACAUAAGUAGAGACUUUAGCUCUGGUCUGAGGGGUUAUACUUGUGAAGACUAACAAAUUAGCCAAAUGUUAUGCACUAAAUUUAAGUUACACAGCUUAGAAUGAAAUCAUCUGUUAGAAUGGCAGGACCCACAGCCAGUGUUUUGAUAAUAGCACAAGUAGUUUUUAAAACAAUGUCUGUUAAAACUCCUCUCUUUGAAAUAUAACUAACUACAUGGCCAGUGUCAUUCUGCACCACUCUGGAGUCAAUGUGUUUCCCCAGCCCCACUCACAUGGACACCAUUUUUUUCCCUCCCUCAGAUUCUCUCUAUACACUAGUCACAGUACAAAUACUUUACAUACUUCAACUCAAUUACUGCAAUAAUUGUAUGAGAUGUGUUGCUAUACUUCUUUUAAAGAUUAAGAGAUUAAAUAAUUUGCGCAAGGUCACAGCGUUAAUGGGUGAUGGAACCAGAAUUCAGAUUUACAUCAUCGAUAACUUAUCAAUGCUAGUAAUUGUGUUUUUAAAGAACAACUGAAUUGCAAUCAAAUAGAAUCUAUUAAGAAUUUCUGAUUGAAAAAUUAUGUGAGGUUUGCACAGAUCUCACCCUUGACUUUAAGAUUAAUACAGAAGGUUAUUAUUUGAGCUUUUGAUAUGGCAAGAGAAUUCGAAGCCCAGCAUAGUGGACAACAAUCUAGGUUAAGAAACUUGCACAUUUCGUUGUUUCAUGGCAAGAAAUAAGAAGUUCAAGAUUAUCGAUUUCAUCAAAAUAAAUAUUAUUUAAAAUACAUCUGUGAGUUGCUAAACAUCAUCAGAGUUUUCUACUUAAACUUAGGAUUCUGUUGAUUUUACUAUUACUCUAAGUAAAUCCUUACAUUCCUUCUCUAUUUAUGAUACAAGCAAAGUUUCAUAAAUAAUAAUAAACAUCAUAAACAAUGACAAAGAUCCCAGACUCCUUUUAAAAGAUAUUGUUUUCACACUUCAUAGUAAUUUGCCACUCAGAAAUCAAUAAGUUAGUUUCAUGUUAUAAAUAUUAUUAAGAUGUCUCAGGAUCUCAUACUCAACAGAUGAGCCUCUUAUAAAAAAAUGGUAGAGCACCCAUACCAACUCACUUAUUCGUGUGAGAAAACCUUAAUUCUAUACAAAGACAAAUGAAGAAGAUAGUUUUUUCACUGAUUUUUAAGACACUUUAGAGAUUCAGAAAUAAGUGAUAUGCAUGGAAAUUUUGGUAAAACUGACUUAUUUUUAAUACAUGCUUACAAAAUAUAGACAUUUAAUUGAAGGUAUGUUAUGGAAGAGAUGGGAAAUUAAAUUUUGCCUCACUCUGCAUGUAACGGGAGAUUAAUCAUUGAACAUAUCCGCUGAGACACAACAUUCUUCUAUGAUCUGUGACCCAAAACAACAGAAAAGAGAAACCAAGAGCUCUAGUCAAUUCAAGAGUGCUCCAUGCUGUGUGUACACUGGAGUGAAUCAGUCCUAGGAUCAUUGUAGUGCUGCAGACCCAAGUUAAGGGAAUUCAGUGAUGUCACAUUAACCUGAGGUCAUUGAUGUCAUCUUGGUGCAGCUUUGGUCCCCAAACAAGUAAACAAAAGGUACUUUCUUUCAUAGGGCUGAGCUAACAUAGUUUGGCUUAUUAACUCAUGUUUAUUAUUGUCAGUGCACUUCAGUUCUAAUUUUCACUUUUGAAAGUUUACUUCUCCAUUGCUAUGUUUUAUUGGAUUGUAAAAGGUUUCUACUAUUAAUUAGUGUAUUUUUACACAACUUAGGGAAAAUUCGGAGUGUUGUAUAUUUCAGAACAUUCAGAUACUCUCCUUACUUGAGCCUCUAUAAAAAGUAUUUAAGGGAUCAAGGAGCUCAAAUAUGGGCUUUGGACCUUUUUCCUUCUCUCUCUCUUUCCUUCACUCUCCUUCCCUCCUCCCUGUCUUUAUUCAGUGUUGGGAAUUAAAUCCAGGCCCUUGUACAUGCUCAGCUUUCCCCUCAGCCUUGGAUGUCCAAACUUGUGAUAAACCUGGAAUUUUGAAUAUUUCAUUUAGUGACCUUAUGUCACAACAACAAGCUACUAAUCAGACCCUUUUCAUCUGAAGUUCAUGAAAAGAAACUCAUAAAUUAAUCAUUUGAGGUAUGGUUUCACGUACAAAUAAAUUGAAAAGAUAAAACAUCUAUGUCAGGGUCAAUGGGAUGAUACAAUUCACAGCUUGAAACCCCUAAGAAGAAAUGUAAAAAACUGAGUUACACCUCACUAAGAGUAGGAGCCUCCCUCUGAAGCCUUGUAUUCCAUUUAGAGAUGGGCUCUGUGUUGUCAAGAGGAAUAGGACAGAUAAUCUUUUAUUUUUAAAACAAGUCUUCAAGUGAUAGAAGGACUUGGAUGAAGUUCCCAAACUAGUGGAAAAUCCUGAACUCGGAAUAAGGAUUUAUGACCCUCAUCGUGACAUUCCUCUACUUCCUUUCAUUCUUUUCCAACAACCAACUCCCUCUUUCCAAAUAUCAAACAUAUGGUCGCAUUCCUUCAGUACUAUGAGCCCCUUGCCAGUUCAAGAAAGAUGAACCCUAGCGGUUUGCUCUGUUGGGAGGGGUGCCUACAGGGCUCCUGUGUAGAGUGGACUGUGCUGAUGGAUUUGGACAAUGGCAACUGCAAAGGUUCAUGUCUCCUAGCAUAUGGAUACAAACAAAAGGCUUUUUUUUUUCCUGAAUUACUUCCUGUAUUUCUAAAAAAAAAAAAAAAA
This is a messenger RNA of Ictidomys tridecemlineatus (thirteen-lined ground squirrel), 6969 nucleotides long. The record is from RefSeq and is a predicted model, not a curated record. NCBI's taxonomy places the organism in Eukaryota, Metazoa, Chordata, Mammalia, Rodentia, Sciuridae.